AUGUUACCUCCGUUGAAAAGGCAGGAUCAUAACGAUGAUUUAAGAAAAGUGCGUGAUUGUGGUAUUUUGACAAUGUCUGAUUUAAUCGAUCUAAAUAGUGACAUGUCUGUCGGUGACAUUAAAAGCUUUUUGUAUGCAUGGUUAGGAAAACAGAAUAAAAUUCCAAAUUAUGAUAUUCAAACACAAGGAACGAAACAACGCAUACGUUUCAAAUGCGAACCAUCAAAAAGUUCAUCAGUUUUAACAUCACAACAAUUCGGAACUUUACCAAAUGCUUUAGCACCUCAUUUAUUAGAUCAAAAUGCAACAACAACUAAUAAAAUCCCAAGCUUGUUACCUUACACAAGAGGACCUCCAGCUAAUUAUCUAGAACAAAUACGUUCUGGGCGAAAAAUGCUUGAGGAGCAAGAAGAAACCGACACAAAUGCGUCGAUUCACGGAAAUUGGACCAUUGAGAACAGUAAAGGACGGUUACAUCAAUAUUUACAAAGAUCUAAUUUAAAUCAAGAUUAUAAAUAUUCAGCAACAGGUCCAGAUAACAAUAGAACAUUUUUUGCUGAAAUGUCUGUUUAUAUCCGUGAACGGAAUUUAACAAUUCAUGCACGAGAAAAUGGAUCAACAAAAAUGAUUGCAUCAAAAAGUGUUGCACAAUCACUCGUACGACAAAUGUAUCAUUUGGGACUGAUUGAACCAUAUACAGGAGAAAAAAAGAAAAAACAAAUUGAGAAGACAACACCGUUUAAAGUUGAUGUCAGCCAGGAAAUUGUUGAACAAUUAGAUCGUGUUAUUGAAUCAUUUAAUAUCAAAUAUGUACAACUCAGUGGUCCAACCUCACAAUAUCCCGUAUCAUUGAUAACAAAUCAAAUUCUUGAGCGUUUUCCACCGUCAGAUCGACGUGAGGCAGCAAUUAUACAAUGGACACCAGCUCUACCGAAUUGGCAUCCAUGGACCGCAAGUAAUAUCGAUGAAGGUCCCUUGGCCACGGCUACAAUGGAGUCAAUUUGUGAAGAUUUAUCGCGUGUCCAAUCGUUUAAAUUCCAAGAUCAUGAAUAUUUGCAACGUAAAGAACAACGUCAAAAAUUACCUGUUUAUCAUUAUCAAGAGGAAUUAUUAAAACAAAUCGAACGAAAUAAUGUUAUUCUUGUUAGAGGUGCCACCGGUUGCGGCAAGACAACACAAAUUCCGCAAUAUAUUCUUGAUCAUGCCAUUGAAAAUAAUUCCGGUGCUCAUUGUAAUAUUGUUUGUACACAACCACGAAGAAUUUCAGCUAUAUCAAUUGCUGAACGUGUAUGUUGGGAACGUUGCGAAGAUUUGGGUCUAUCAGCUGGCUAUAGUGUUCGUUUUGAAUCCGUCUUACCUCGUCCAUAUGGAUCAUUAUUAUUUUGUACAGUUGGAGUUUUGCUACGCAAAUUAGAAAAUGGCUUAAGAGGAAUAUCACAUGUCAUUGUUGAUGAAAUACAUGAACGCGAUAUAAAUACAGAUUUCUUAUUAGUUGUUCUUCGUGAUAUGUUAAAAGCAUAUCCAUUGUUAAAAGUAGUUCUUAUGUCAGCAACAAUCGACAUCACAUUAUUUCGUGAAUAUUUUUACAAUUGUUCAGUUAUUGACAUUCAAGGUCAAACGUUUGAUGUUAAAGAAUAUUAUCUCGAAGAUAUCAUCCAAUUACUCAAUUUUCAACCACAUUUAUUAUCAAAAAAAGAAAAAAAUCGAAAUAAAAAUAUGCAAGAUGAUGAUGAUGAUAUCGGCUACGAAGACUCUCAAGAUGACGAUGGAGUGGAAACGAACUGUAAUGCUAUUUGUGGUAAUGAAUAUGCGCCAGCAACUCAUAAUGCUUUGAAACAAUUGAGCGAAAAAUCAUUGUGUUUUGAGCUGAUAGAGUCGUUACUAUCAUAUAUCAGUAGUUUGGGUGAUAAUGGUGCUGUUCUUAUUUUUCUACCUGGAUGGAAUUUGAUCACAGCAUUAUUAAAAUAUUUUCAACAACAUCCAAGAUUUGGCUCAUCGGCCUUUCGUAUACUGCCGUUACAUUCACAAUUACCUCGCGAAGAACAACAUCGUGUUUUUGAAUCCGUUCCACAAGGUGUCAAAAAAAUUAUUUUAAGCACAAAUAUCGCUGAAACAAGUGUUACCAUUGAUGAUGUCGUCUAUGUGAUCGAUUCAUGUAAAGUCAAACAAAAAUUAUUUACAUCUCAUAAUAAUAUGACUCAUUAUGUCACGGUUUGGGCAUCAAAAACUAAUUUGACUCAGCGGAAAGGUCGAGCUGGGCGUGUUCGUUCAGGUUGCUGUUUUUAUCUAUGUUCAAAAGCGCGUUAUAAAAAAUUAGAAAAUUAUUUGACACCAGAAAUAUUUCGAACACCGUUACAUGAACUAGCUUUGGCUAUUAAACUGUUACAUCUUGGUGGUAUUAAAGACUUUUUGAUGAAAGCAAUCGAACAACCGCCAAUGGACGCAGUGGCAGAAGCAGAAGUUGCAUUAAAAAAUAUGCAAGCUAUUGAUGAAAAUGAUGAAUUAACACCACUAGGGAAAAUCUUAGCACGCUUGCCUAUUGAACCAAAAAUGGGAAAAAUGAUUAUUUUAGGAUGCAUUUUCUUUGUUGGAGAUGCUGCAUGUACAAUUGCGUCAUGUACAAGUUUUCCUGAACCGUUUCUGCAUGAUGGAAAACAUAUUCGUGGGAUGCAUAAAUCGUUAGCUGGACAACGUUAUAGCGAUCAUGUAGCAUUAUUAAAUGGAUUUCAACAAUGGGAAAAAGAAAAAAUGCGUGGUGGUGAGCGAGCAGAAUUAGAAUUUUGUGAUAGAAAAUGUUUAAACGCAUCAAUAAUGAGAAUGACAUUUGAAGCAAGAAAUCAAUUACGUGAUAUAAUGGUAAUGUCUGGUUUUCCCGAAGAUUGUGUUCAACAACAAUGGUUUGAUGUUAAUCGACCAGAUACUAAGUUAGAUAUUGUGAUAUCCUUAUUGUGUUAUGCUUUGUAUCCAAAUGUUGCUUAUCAUGUAUCAAGGCGAAAAUUAUUAACCACCGAAGGCAAAGAGGCACUGAUUCAUAAAAAUUCUGUUAACUGUGGUCGAGAAAUUCCAGUAUUUCCCUCACCGUUUUUUGUAUUUACAGAAAAAAUCAAAACACGUGCAGUAUCAGCUAAACAAAUGAGUAUGUCAACACCAUUACAACUGUUGCUUUUUGCAUCAGAACAAAUUGAAAGUAUUGAAUCAGAUAUGAUUUGUUUAGAUAAUUGGAUUGUAUUGAACAUGAAUGAAUCGUUAGCAUCAAAAAUUGUGUCACUACGUCCAGCUAUCGAAGCUUUAAUUAUCCGAUGUACGAAAGAUCCAAAUGAAGCUUUAAAUCGACCACAAGACAUUGAACAAUUACUUUAUUUGAUACGUCUCCUAUCCGAUCAAGUAUACGAACAUGUCCUCUGCGAAAAAGUACCUAAUAGUGACGAUUCAACAGCGACACAAACUCUAAAAUUUCAGAAUUAUCAGCCACCACCAAAUCAGAGUAGUUAUUUUAAUAAUAGUAAUAGUUCAUCGUAUCAUCGAGGACGUGAUAAUGGUGGUAGUCGUUAUAGUCGAUAUUCAUCGAAUCGCGGCGGAAGUUUUCAAGGCCGAAGUAAUUAUUUUAAUCAACAACAAAAUGAGAGUAACAAUUCUACUUCUGCAGCAACUUUUCACACACCAUCACCACAAGAUGGGCCAUCUUCUUAUGGUAUAACCUCAACAACAAAUUUUCAUACAGUUUCUGGUAGUAAAAAUGAUCAAGAGUCUCAGCCUGCAGUGAAACGUUCAUACGAAUCUGCAUUUGCAUUUGCACCUGACGAAGAAGAAGAAUUCGAAUCAAAUCAACCACAACAACAGCAACAACAACAACAGCAACAAACAUUUCAACAUCAAUAUCGAGGAUCAAAUUUUAAUCGUGGAGGAAGAGGCAGAGGACAGAGUUAUUAUCAGAAUAAUAAUCGUAGUCGAUUUCAACGUGGCAAAUAUUUUUGA
This is a messenger RNA of Didymodactylos carnosus, 3975 nucleotides long. Lineage: Eukaryota; Metazoa; Rotifera; Eurotatoria; Philodinida; Philodinidae. The record is from the annotation of a GenBank genome assembly.